Messenger RNA from Pogoniulus pusillus (Red-fronted tinkerbird), 1435 nucleotides. Its product is annotated as sentrin-specific protease 2-like. The transcript is spliced from 10 exons. The coding region runs from base 1 to 1071 and encodes 356 amino acids. Gene Ontology annotation, biological process: protein desumoylation; proteolysis. Gene Ontology annotation, cellular component: nucleus. Lineage: Eukaryota; Metazoa; Chordata; Aves; Piciformes; Lybiidae. The record is from RefSeq and is a predicted model, not a curated record. Gene Ontology annotation, molecular function: deSUMOylase activity.
AUGUCCCUGCUUUGUGUGCUCUGCCACUCUACCCCUAGGGAUGUGUGGAUUAGUGCAGAUAUCAACUGUGCAGAUGUUCGCAGCCCCCAGCAGGCUCGGAGAAGUGAUACGAUCAGCACGGGCAGGAAUGGCAAACACUCUGCCAAACACCUUCCAGACGGCAGCUUAACACUAAGGCCCCCCAUGAAGGAGCGCGCUGUGCCAGAGUCCGUGACUCCAGAAGCCACCAAAACGAGGAAGGUUCACUGCACUGCUGCAGAGGGCAAGCAUGGAGCUCAACGCUCAGAAGAGGCAGUACACCAACUACAUCUGGCACCUCUUCUGCCCAGAAAGUCAGCUGGCCUCGAGGCUGAAGAAAGCAAAGUCCCAGGAGUGGAGAAACCAUCAGAAGGCUCUUCUGUGCUCACAGAGGCCUUGGAGAAGGAGGUCUGUGAUGCCUUUGGCAGAGGGGACCCCGAUGAGAUCGUGAGCAGUGCCUUCAAGCUGAAGGUCACCCGUGAGGACAUCGGCACCCUGAGGGAGCAUCGCUGGCUGAACGAUGAGGUCAUCAAUUUCUACAUGAAGCUCAUUGCGGAAAGAAGUAAGAAGGAGGGAUUUGCAGCAGUCCAUGCCUUUAGCACUUUCUUCUACCCAAAAUUCAUCUCUGGGGGCUACUCAGCUGUGAGAAAGUGGACCAAAGGUGUGGAUCUGUUCCAGCAGGACCUCAUCUUCGUGCCCAUUCACCUGAGGGUGCACUGGGCCCUAGUGGUGGUGGAUGUCAGAAGGAAGACCAUCCGGUACUACGACUCCAUGGCAAAGAGCGGGGACAAGAUUUGCCAGACUCUGUUCCAAUACCUGCGAGAAGAAAGCCUGGAGAAAAGAAACUUGGAGCUGGCUUCUUCAGAGUGGACGCUUCGCAGCAUGGAAUCCCAUGAGAUCCCUCAGCAAUCCAACGGAAGUGACUGUGGGGUGUUCAUAUGCAAAUAUGCUGAGUACCUCUCCAGGGACAGAGCCACCACCUUUACUCAGAACGACAUGCCUGCCUUCCGCAAGACGAUGGUGUGGGAAAUAAUCCAUCAGCAGCUGCUAUGAGACCUGCACUGUUAGACCUACACUGUGAUCACCUGCGGCUGACUAACUCCCACUGUAGUUACUGUGCUAGGAUCUUAGAUUGGGAAGGCAGCAGGCACACAGAUUUGCCUGCUUAGUCUAUCAAGUAAAGGAUAAGUUUAGGAGUUCGAGUUUAGGAGAUAAGUUUUGGAGUUCGAGUUUAGGAGAUAAGUUUAGGAGAUAAGUUUUGGAGUUUGAGUUUGGGAGGGUAGCUUAGAGGAUAAGUUAAAGGUUUUCUCCUUGAGUUUGGAGACAGUUACUCUCUUUCUGAUUAGCUGGGGGGCUGUCUGUUUUGUUGGUUGCUCCCCCCUCCCCUCCCCCUCCCUGUAUCCAGGCAGUUAUCUAA